Molecule: messenger RNA, 1191 nt
Organism: Mycena citricolor
Lineage: Eukaryota; Fungi; Basidiomycota; Agaricomycetes; Agaricales; Mycenaceae
Source: the annotation of a GenBank genome assembly
AUGGAGGCCACUCGAGAUCGCUCCCCCGUCCGUACUCAGAAAGACCGACUCCGAGAGCCCCCCCGAGCCCUGCCGGCGGAUCGUUCGAGUGCCGCGAGGGAGGGAUCGAGUCAACGAGGGAGCAACGAAGGGUGGGCCUUGGACCGUCGGGAUCGAGCCGUGUCCUCGCGCACGAACGACUGGCUCGAUCUAAUCCGGUCGACUGGGCGCAUCGUGACUAGCCACACUUUCCAUUGCGUCGAGAGGACUUCGCUGGACAUGUGGCGGGAUCAAUGGCUGGAGGACGCCGUGCUGAUACUCCCAGACAAGUUCGCCGAAGUCAAGUUCCGCUGGUGGGCAGCCACCAAGAACUUGAAGACCCCGGCCGACCUUCUGAAUCUCGCCGUGGAGAGAUGUGUCCCAUUCCGUCUGGGUCUCUCGCUGGAAAAGUUCCCAGACUACUUGAACGAUAACGUCAGUGAAUUCCGUGCGAGCCUCGCCAUGCUAUGCGAAGACUACAACAAGCCGUCCGAACGCCUAUGGGUCCCGUGGAACUCGAACGCCGAACUGUACGCGCAAGAAUACCUCGCUCUGAUCUCUUCCCUCCUGUCCAAGCCACACGCGCGAGGCUUCAUCGCCCAAGGAGGAGUCAUCGCUUGGGUUGCGCACAAGUUCGGGAAACGGUCUCCCAGCUCAAUCCUGGGCGACUUCAUGAGUGGGCCCUCGGUGCGAACGACCCUGUGCCGAAGCGGGGAGUGGGACCUCCUGAGGCCGCGAUCCUCCGGGUCCAUGAUGGAGCGGGUUACUCCCGCGGAAUGCCUCGCCCUCCUAGGGACUUCGGAGAGCGAAGAAAGAGGCGGAUUUCUCUACCAAGUUUUCCCCUCUUCAGAAUGGUUAUGGGAGGACUUCCCGUCAUACAAUGGCGAGAUCACCAAGGAGGUGGACGAGUGCUUGUCCCAUAUAGCCAACGGACUCCUUGGCGUCGACGAUCAAGGCCGGUCAGUUCCCGUCAAAGUCACCCGUCGCACGCGCGCCCAGUUCCGGACUCUGAUGAAGCAGAGAUCGAGGAGAUACCGCGGAGAGCCUGUUGCGGAAGAAGGGGCCAAGGAAAGGGACUUCGAGAACUUCCACAACGAGAUGACGCAGACUUGGAGCCAGAGUUGGGACGGUAUACGCCUGCGGGACUUGGAUCUGAAGGAACGGGAACGCUGA